Dioscorea cayenensis subsp. rotundata (Guinea yam) is the source of this 2332-nucleotide messenger RNA. RefSeq names its product protein WHAT'S THIS FACTOR 1 homolog, chloroplastic. The record is from RefSeq and is a predicted model, not a curated record. The coding region runs from base 11 to 1156 and encodes 381 amino acids. The transcript has a single exon. Lineage: Eukaryota; Viridiplantae; Streptophyta; Magnoliopsida; Dioscoreales; Dioscoreaceae. Gene Ontology annotation, molecular function: RNA binding.
AGAGAGAGAGAUGUCAUGGAGGCGAGUGCUGGCCGGAAACAAUGGCGUCUUCGGCGCCGACGUCCCCUGCAAGCUCCGGCAGAAGCUGAAGAAGAAGCUCCAAAGCCCCCGCCUUCACCCCAUCCAACCUGACACCUCUCGCCGCAAUCCCAACCUUGACGCCAUCCUCUCCCGCGACGCCUCCUUCCGCUUCCUCUUCCGCACUAAAUCCUUCCUCUCUCGCCUCCCCGACCAUUCCAUCCCCCUCCCUCUCGCCGGAAAGCUCCACCGAGAACUCGGCUUCCCCCGCGGCCGCAAACCGUCCCGCCUCGCCCUCCAGCAUCCCCUCCUCCUCCGCCUCUCCCACGACCCCCCUUCACUGUCCUUCACUUCUCUAAUGCAAUCCCUCCUCCUCGAAGAGCGAUCCAUCUACCUUUCUUUGGAAUCGCGUCGAAUACUCACCGUGCAGAAGCUCCUCAUGAUGUCCCGCCACCGCCGCAUCCCUCUCGCCAAGCUCCACCACUGCCGCGCCAUCUUUGGUCUCCCUGAUGACUUCCGCGACCGCGUCCGCCACUACCCCAACCUCUUCCGCAUUCACAUCAACCCCAUUGAUGACCUCCACGAGCUGGAGCUCGUGGAUUGGGAUCCCUCCCUCGCCGUCAGUGCCCUUGAACGCCAGUUCAUCGAGGACGAAGAGCGCAUCCGCAAGCUCUUCAAGUUCCCAAUCCCGCGCCGCAGGUAUUUGGAUUUGGAUCCUGACGACGCGAAGCAGAUGGAUUUCGUGACUACGUUCCCGUUGGUGUCACCGUACUCCGAUGGCUGGAAGCAUGAUCUGUGGACUGUGGAGGCGGAGAAGUAUAGGGUGGGGAUUGUGCAUGAGUUCUUGAGCUUGACGCUGGAGAAGAGGGCGAUGAUACAUCAUGUGGUGGAGUUCAAGGAGGAGUUCAGCUUGACGAAGCACACGUACCAGAUGCUGGUGAAGCAGCCCCGGGCGUUCUAUCUCGCUGGGACGGAGAUGAAUUGGGCUGCGUUUCUCAAGGAUGAGUAUAGGGAGGAUGGGACUUUGAUUGAGAAGGAUGCACAGGUGAUGUUUGAAGAAAAGCUUAGGAGAUAUGCUGGUAUGACACAGAAGGAUUUUAGUGGCAAUGUUGGUGAUGAUCCAAGGGUUGAAGCAUGAACCUUUGAAUGUCUGGUAAAUGGGAAAAGGUUUGAUCUUUUGUUGUUUGUUCUCUGUGGAUUUGUUGGAGGAUCAGAAUGAUAGAGAAUGAGUUUUGAUGGCAAUCGAGCGGUUGGAGGAUGAAUGCAUGCUAAUAAAUAGUAAAAGUUUGAUCUUUAGUUUGCUUGCUUUCUGUGGAUUUGUUGGAGGAACAGAGUUGUCAGUGGUGAUGGAGAAAGAUUUUAAUUGCAAUCUUGUUGACGGUGGGGAGAUUGAAGGAUGAACCGCAUGCUUAACAAUAAAAGUUUGAUCUUUAGUUGCUCUCUGUGUUUUCUCUUUAGGCAUUCUGAGUGGUUAGUGGUGAUGGAGAAUGAAUGCAGGCUAAAGACUGGAAGUAUGAUUUUGGCAAGCAGAGCGGUCAGUGAUGAAAGAACAAAAGUUUAUAAUGGCAAUCUUCAAAAAAAUGCUAAGUAGUUGAAGGAUGAAUACAUGCUAAAUAGUGAAAGUUUGACUUCCUGUGGAUUUGUUCAGCGAAACAGAGUGAUCUGUGGUGAUGGAGAAAGUUUUUAAUGGCAAUGUUGUUGAUAAUGUGGAGACAGAUUGAAGGAUUAAUGCAUGUGGAACAGGAAAAGUUUGAUCUUUAGUUGCUUUCUGUGGAUUUGCUUGGUAGUCAGAGUGGUCGCCCGGAAUAUUAAAAGUUUGAUCUUUAGUUGCUCUCUGUGGAUUUGCUUCAUGAUCAGAGUGGUCAAUGGCGCGAUGGAGAAUGAUUAUUAAUUACAGUGUUUAUGAUAGUGGGAAAAUUUAAGUAUGUAUGCAUGCCAAAUAGUGCAAAUUGGACCUUUUGUUGCUCCGUGAAUUUCUUGAUGGAUGCUCAGCGAUGAUGAAAGAAAGAUUUUACUGGUAAUUGACAAUUGUUGUUGAUAAUAGAGAAGUUGAAGAAUGGCUGCUUUUCAAACACUAAAAACUUGGUCGUUAGCUGUUCUUUUAAUUUUUUGGUGGAGCAGAGUGUAUUGUGUUUCUGUUGAUAGGGCAUAUCAGCAUUUGACCAAGAAAAUCUCAACCUCUUGUCAAUGGUGUUUCCGUUUGAUUAACCGAUCAAAUGGAUGGAUAUAUGUUAUUGCUUUGUUUGGUUGUAUCAAGAAAAAAGAUUCAGCAAUCAAAAUCAACAGUUACAAAAGCAGCUUCAUUUUUCUUCAA